Carassius auratus (goldfish) is the source of this 4002-nucleotide messenger RNA. RefSeq names its product DIS3 like 3'-5' exoribonuclease 2 (gene dis3l2). Gene Ontology annotation, molecular function: 3'-5'-RNA exonuclease activity; RNA binding. Gene Ontology annotation, biological process: miRNA catabolic process; mRNA catabolic process. Gene Ontology annotation, cellular component: P-body. Bases 141 to 2036 code for a protein of 631 amino acids. The record is from RefSeq and is a predicted model, not a curated record. Lineage: Eukaryota; Metazoa; Chordata; Actinopteri; Cypriniformes; Cyprinidae. The transcript is spliced from 15 exons.
AAUAGCUGUUAGCAAUCACAUUUAUAUUGCUUGAUUUUUUUAUUUAAUUUUUUUUGUUUGCUCCCUUAGACCUUGUCACAACACAAUCUGUCAAACAUGGAAGUGCAUUCAACAUUUCUGGACCAAGUUCAGAUAGAGCCAUGCAAAGGACUGGAAAGGUUGUAUUCAUUUUUGAGCCAAAGCACUCCAGGGCAGCAUCAGGCUUCAUUAAAUUUCUCCCUAACAAGAAAUUUGCAAUGUUCUCUCCUGUGGACCAUCGGAUUCCAAGAGUUAAUGUGCCUCUAGCAGACUGUCCUGCAGACUUUGUCUCCAGACCUGGAGACUAUGAAAACACACUCUUUAUUUGCCGAAUAACACACUGGCCAGCAGACAACAACUUUGCUGAAGGGCGGCUUGCAAAAACGUUAGGGCAAGCAGGUGAAAUAGAGCCAGAAACAGAAGGUAUCAUGACAGAAUAUGAAGUUGACUUCUCAGAGUUUUCAGAGGAGGUCUUGAAUUGUCUUCCCCAAGAUCUGCCCUGGAGCAUCCCUGCUUUUGAACUCUCUAGAAGAAGAGAUCUCAGAAAAGAAUGUGUAUUUACCAUCGACCCAGCUACAGCUAGAGAUCUAGAUGAUGCACUAUCCUGCAAACAGCUCUCAGAUGGCAAUUUUGAAGUUGGUGUUCAUAUAGCUGAUGUGAGUUACUUUGUGGAGGAGGGAAGUGUGUUGGAUCAAAUCGCUGGUAAAAGAGCCACAAGUGUUUAUCUGGUUCAGAAGGUAAUUCCUAUGUUGCCUCGACUUCUGUGUGAGGAGCUGUGCAGCUUGAAUCCUCUGACUGAUCGACUGACAUUCUCUGUUAUUUGGAAGCUUUCUCCAGAGGGAAAGAUCCUGAGUGAGUGGUUUGGCCGAACUGUUAUCUGUUCCUGCAUUAAGAUGAGUUAUGAUCAUGCUCAGAGUAUGAUUGAAGCUCCUGACAAGCACUUCAGUGUUGAAGAGCUGCCACCCUGCUCCCCGAACCACAAAAUCCAUGAGAUACAAGAAGCCAUUCUCAACUUGCACAACAUUGCCAAACAACUUCGAGCACAGCGCUUUGAGGGCGGCGCUUUACAGCUUAACCAGCUGAAGCUAUCUUUCACCCUUGAUAAGGAGUCCAGCAUGCCUCAGGGCUGUUAUGUCUAUCAAUAUCAGGACAGCAACAGACUGGUGGAAGAAUUCAUGUUGCUGGCAAAUAUGGCUGCUGCCCAUCAGAUCUACCGCACAUACCCAGAACUGGCCAUCCUGCGUAGACACCCGCCACCCCAGAGCAAAAUGUUAGAUGACCUGCAGGAGUUCUGUGACCAGAUGGGGCUUGACAUUGACUUCAGUUCAUCCAGAGGACUCCAUAUGAGUCUAAAUGAAAAUCUUCAUAAUGAUGAGUAUGCUGCUUCCAGGAGGGAAGUUCUCACUCACAUGUGCUCUAGGGCAAUGCAGAUGGCGUCAUAUUUCUGUACUGGAGCUCUGAAAGAUGAGAAUUCCUUCCGUCAUUAUGCUCUGAAUGUUCCUCUUUACACACACUUCACUUCACCUAUACGGCGCUAUGUUGAUGUCAUAGUGCACCGUCUACUGGCUGCCUCCCUUUACUGUGGACCACCACUGAGUCUUUCAUUAGAGGAAGUACACAAACUGGCCUCCCACUGCAAUGACAGAAAGACUGCUUCAAAGAGAGUUCAGGAGCUGAGCUCUGAACUUUUCUUUGCUGUCUUUGUUAAGGAGUGUGGUCCUUUGGAUUCAGAAGCUAUGGUGAUGGGAGUUCUAGACCAGUCCUUUGAUGUGCUUGUACUUCGCUACGGAGUGCAGAAACGCAUCUACUGUAAUUCAUUAGAGGGACUGAAGGCAGUCCACUUCCGUAAAGUGGGAAAGAGACCAGAGAUGACGCUUGUUUGGGAACAAGGUGACCCCAGCAAAGAGUCCACACAGCAGGAGAUUUCCAUCUUCACCCUGUUGAAUGUUCAGCUGAAGGCAGAUGAAGGUCCUAUGAAAUACAGCGCUGUGCUCAAGAGACCCUCAGAAGUCGUAUGAAUUUUAUUAUUUUUUAUUAUUUUUGCUUGCAGAUUUCUUAACCAAACAGUAGUAAGGCUUUCAUUUGCAUCAAUAUAAUAUGAACUUUGUUUUGAAUAAUUUUAUUUUUGAUUUUGUCCUGAAAUCUUUCAGUUGCAGACUUCUUUUAAGUUAGGACAAACUGUUCGAUGCCAUUCAGAGAAUAGUUUCCAAAGUUAAUUUUAGUUUUUACAUUUUAUGCUGUAGUAUAUUACAAUCUUUCACCUUCAUAUGCUUUGUAAUAUUUGGUUAUUGUGUUCUGUCUUGUACCUACUAGUAUAUGCAGCCAGAAAAAUGAAGUUCUGUAAACUUCAGAAGUUGCAGAUAUGUCAAUGAUUAUUUUGUUUUCUCAGUGGGAAGAAUGGGCCCUUAAAUUUACAGUCUAACUUAGUUGUUUUUGGGACUAUAUUAGCUUGCUUGAGUAAUUGUUUGGUUUUGUUGCAAAUAUUGGAUCUGUUAUUUUUUUUUUAAAAUAGGACAUUUGGAUAAAUAUUUUGUUAACUAUUGAUAGAUAAUUUUUAAUAAUUGUAAAGCAUCAUUAUUUUUGGCACUGCUUCUUAUGAAGAAAACUUCUGGCAGACAGUUUUAGUAAACAAACACUUCACUGGUGGCUUGUAUGUAAAGGUGUUGGCCCAAAUACCACAUACAUUUGAAUACUGUUUUACUGAACUUCUAUUUAAUGUCUUUAAGAAAUGUUUUGUUAAUUUUGUGUAGUUCAUUAAAUGCAUCUAAUAUAAGGUAGUGGUUGUUGUUUUUGUUUUUUGCUUACUUGAGAUCUUGUAAGAUACAUUAACUAUUUACUCAAACUAUUGAUCUAGCAAACAUUGUUUAAUUUACUCUAUGGUGUGAAAUGUAAAACUAAGAAACACCAAAUGUUUUCCAUUGGAAAAACCUAUUAUAGUUAAAGGGAUACUCCACCCCAAAAUGAAAAUUUUGUCAUUAAUCACUUACCCUCAUGUCGUUCCAAACCCAUAAAAGCUUAAUUCAUCUUCCAAACACAAUAUAAGAUAAUAUAAGAUAUAUUCACAUCACAAUAUAUGAAAACCAGGAGGCUUGUGACUGUCCCAUAGACUGCCAAGUAAAUUGUACUGUCAGGGUCCAGAAAAGUAUGAAAAGCAUCAUCAGAAUAGUCCAUCAGUGGUCAAACCGUAACGUUAUGAAGUGACGACGAAUACUUUUUGUAUGAAAAAAAAAAAAAAAAUUCAAACAAUUAGUCUCGUCUGUGUCUUUCCGCAUUACCAUAGCACCAUUUUGGGGAAUGUGAGCAGAACGCAGGCAGCGUACACAAUUCUGUGUUUAUGCUUUGAUUUGAAAGAAACCAUGCAUCCGCGUGGCAAGGCCGACACAGAAGAGCAUACACUGCUGUGUUCAACUCAUAUCCCCCAAAAUGGCACUAAGGUGAUAGACAUAGAGGAGACGAAUUGUUGAAUUAAGUCAUUAUUUUAAAAAAAUUAAUUAUUCUCGUCACUUCACAAUGUUACGGCUAAACCACUGAUGUCAGAUGGACUAUUCUGAGGAUGCUUUGGAAUGACAUGAGGGUAAGUGAUUAAUGACAAAAUUUUCAUUUUGGGGUGGAGUAUCCAACGAGAAAGAAGCUGUAUGAUGUAACAAAAAUGUUUUAGCAGUUUUAUUAUUAAAUAUUGGAAAAAAAAAGUUGCCCAGUUGUUGUUUUGUAGUUUGGUAAAAAUUAUCCAUGAAUAAAUUGUCAAAGUUUUAAAUCUGCAUAGGCUAUUAUAUUUUAUAAGAGACUUAUGUUGUAAGUACUGCUGUAGGUGCUACAUUUUAUGUAAGGGUACAUUUGUUGUAACAUGGGUCUAAAACAGUCUUUAAAAAUAUGUAUUUAUAAACAGUGUAACUAAUUGGAGAAACCUGUGGUUUUAGGCAGAAGAAUGUGAUUGUGUGAUAUUGACUGCAAAACUAAUAAAACCACCAAACUGUUUUUCGUGAA